This is a messenger RNA of Lucilia cuprina (Australian sheep blowfly), 1344 nucleotides long. RefSeq names its product arrestin domain-containing protein 3-like. Bases 162 to 1184 code for a protein of 340 amino acids. The transcript is spliced from 4 exons. Gene Ontology annotation, biological process: protein transport. Lineage: Eukaryota; Metazoa; Arthropoda; Insecta; Diptera; Calliphoridae. The record is from RefSeq and is a predicted model, not a curated record. Gene Ontology annotation, cellular component: cytoplasm.
CAUACUAAACGACGCAUUUAAAUUUGCCGGUUAAUUAAUUUCUGAAUAUAUACGUUUAUUUUUUCAUUGUUUUAAUUUACUAAAACCAAACAACUGUUGAUGUAAACUUUAUAUGAUAUUUGAGAAUAUAAUUAGUAAAUAAAUAAAAAUAUUACCAAAUAAUGCCUUCAACAUGUGAAUUUAAUUUGAACAAACCUAAUGCAGUUUAUCAAAGUGGCGAAACAGUAUGCGGUGCAAUUCUUCUAAAUACUACCACUCCCAAAGAUGUCAAAGAUAUAUGCAUAACAUUAUACGGCAAGGCGAAAGUUAGUUGGAAAAUAACUAGAAGACAAGGAAAAGUUAAUUACACUAUACAUUAUAAAUCCAAGGAAUUGUACAUUGAUAAUACUACAACUGUUCAUGGUGAGGGAACAUUACCCGCUGGAACUCAUACAUACAAUUUUCAAAUAGCUCUACCAUUUGAAUGUGCCUCCUCGUGUGAAGGUCGCUAUGGUUACAUACGUUAUACACUAACGCUCAAACUUAAUAGACCCUAUCGUUUCGAUAAUAUAUUCAAUAAAGAGUUGACAGUUGUUAAGCCACAAGAUUUAAAUUUAAGUCCAGCUUUAAGGAUACCCGUUGAAACUGAGGAGAUUUUUAAUUCCUGCUUAUGGUUUUGCUCGAACGGUAGCAUUAAUGUAAAACUUACAUUACCCUUUGGUGGCUAUGCCAUAGGUCAAAUUGCAAAGUAUUCGAUACAUAUAGAAAAUCAAUCAAUGAUCGAUAUUAAUGGUUACACCAUAGAAUUUAUACGUAAAAUUACCUUUACUGCUCAUAAACCCAAACUCAAGACUCGUAACGAUGAGACAACUAUAUAUGAGAAAUCCUAUGAUAUAAAAUGUUUACGUUUGACUACGCGUAUUUUUGAUGGCACAUUUCCAAUAGGUUCUACAACUCCUUCCACUCCAGGUGAGAAUAUUAUUAAGGUUCAAUAUCUACUAAAGAUGACUUUAAAUAUGGCGGGCUGUAAUAAGGAUAAGAGUUUACACACACCCAUAUUAAUUGGUACUAUACCAAUGAGAGAGAAUGCGAUGGAAAAUUAUCCCACAGCACCUACUCUAACUUUGGAUGAUCAAACAAGGGAUGAUUUACCACCAAGUUAUCAGGAUUUGGGUCCGCCUUCUCACGAAAAAUGUUCGCAGUAAUUUUCGCUUUUUUGUAAAAAUCGUUUAAAUUAUAAUUUUUUAUACCUCAAAUAUACUUUAGAAAUAUUUAUAAAUUAAGUAAUAAUAUUCUAAUCGCUAAUUUGUAAGUACAUUUUUAUGUUUUUUUUUUCUUCAAAAUAAACAUUAUUUUAUAAAUGAA